Messenger RNA from Morus notabilis, 6718 nucleotides. RefSeq names its product phosphatidylinositol 4-kinase alpha 1. The record is from RefSeq and is a predicted model, not a curated record. NCBI's taxonomy places the organism in Eukaryota, Viridiplantae, Streptophyta, Magnoliopsida, Rosales, Moraceae. The transcript is spliced from 26 exons. Gene Ontology annotation, cellular component: plasma membrane; cytoplasm. Gene Ontology annotation, molecular function: 1-phosphatidylinositol 4-kinase activity. Gene Ontology annotation, biological process: phosphatidylinositol phosphate biosynthetic process; phosphatidylinositol-mediated signaling. Bases 311 to 6361 code for a protein of 2016 amino acids.
AGAAAGAAAGAAAACAAUGGCCGGGAAGAGGAAUAAAAGCGACGUUACCAGACGUCCUCUGUAUCUCUGCUUUAACACAAAAUGAAAAACGACAACGACAACGACAACGAAAACGGGAACGAGAAAACCAACGUUCCUUUCUGUAAAUCCUGAUAUCUGCAUUCUCUUUCUUCUUCUUUUUCUUCUACUUCUUCUUCAUUGUACGGCUAUGGAGUUCUUUGACGGGCUGAUUCUCGAGGAUUUUUGAGAUCAAUUUGGUCUGCUAUUUUUCAUUUUUGUUCUGGUAUUCGAUUCUUUGUGUUCAGUCGCCAUGGAAGCUUUGAUCGAGCUCUGCGACCUGAUUGCGCAGAAUCCGACCCAGUUUUCCGAGAAGCUCGCGUGGAUUUGUGGCCGAUGUCCUCCGCCCGAGUCUCUCGGUGCCGGAUCUCCUAGGGUUUCGCGGUCUCAGCUCAAUGCCGUUCUCGCCGUCGCUCGGUUCCUCUCGAAAUGCCCCGAUUCCGCCGAUCUACGCCCCAAAGCAGUGGUCGUUGAGUUUCUUCGCUCUGUUCCGUCGUCGUUCAACCAGUCUUUUUGGCCGCAGGCGUUCGGAACCGACGCGAUCGCUUCGUUCUUCUCCGAUUUCUUGGGAUACGUGUCGAAAGCGGCCGAAUUGUCGCCAGAUUUUGCCUCGGAGAUCGCAGGGUUCACAGGCGAGGUUGUUAUGUCUGCGAUUAGUAAUGGAGGCGGUGAUUUGGGAAUUUCUAGGGCAUUUCUAACGGCUCUGUCGGAGAGUUUUCCUCCAAUUUUGUCUUCCGAUGCGGAAAGAUUGAUUAACCUACUCUUCGAUCAGCUUUCGAUGUCUGGUCCUGUGGUUCAGUCCCCCACCACGCCGAGAGAGCGAGUUCGGGCGAAUUCUGAGACGUCCUCGUCACAGAGCUCGCCAAUGAGCGUGAAACAUUACCAACCGAACGAUAGUUCGAGCCCCGGAAACGAGGCGAGCCAGGUUUCAGGUUCGUCUGGCAGCGCGGCAUCACGAGUGGGGGACGAUGCCAUCAGCGCCACCUCAUCUAGGAGCUCGGUGAUUGUGAAUGGGGGCGGCAUUUUAUGGAAGAGUGGCGUUGAGCCAUUCAAUGAUGGAGGUGGUGGAGCUGCGUUGCUUAGGCAGCAAGUUUCUUCCUUUGAGGAAGAGCCGGUGGAGAGCUUGGAGAAGCAAGAAGUUGCACUCAAGUUGAUUGCUCACAUUGUUGAUAAAGUCCGCAUUGAUGCCGGGCUAUUAGAGCAGGUUAGGUUGAUUGCUAAGAGGCAGCUGCAAUCCAUGACAGUUUUUCUAAAGAUACGGAAGCGGGAUUGGAGUGAACAUGGGGCACUUCUGAAAGCUAGAAUCAAUACAAAACUAUUAGUUUAUAAAGCUGCUGCUACAUUGAUGCUUAAGAGCCUUGCUUGCUUUGAUUCCGAUGCUAAACUGGCAAAGAAGUUGGCACAUGAGACUCUAGCAUUGUUCAUGGAUGCUGUGGAAGCAUGCUUGCUCUCUGUGUGGCGCAAGUUGAGAAUCUGUGAAGAGCUCUUUGGCUCCUUGCUUGCUGGGCUAUCGCAAAUUGCUGUGACUCGAGGAGGCCAGUCACUGCGGAUUUUGCUCAUCCGGCUGAAGCCUGUCGUGCUAACAGUAUGUGCUCAGGCUGAUACUUGGGCCACUAGCCAGGGAGCAAUGUUUGAGAGUGUCAUGAAGACGAGUUGUGAAAUAAUUGAAUGUUGCUGGAGCAAAGAGCGAGGUCCGGUGGAUACAUUCAUUAUGGGAUUAGCUUCUAGCAUCCGUGAACGAAAUGAUUAUGAGGAGCAGGUUGACAAAGACAAAUCGGCAAUACCAGUUGUGCAGCUUAACGUUAUACGCUUGCUGGCAGAUUUGAAUGUUGCUGUUAACGAGUCUGAAGUGGUCAACAUGAUAUUACCUCUAUUUAUUGAGAGCUUAGAAGAGGGCGAUGCUUCAACUCCUAGUUUAUUGCGACUCCGACUUCUUGAUGCUGUGUCUAGCAUGGCAAGUUUGGGUUUUGAAAAGUCCUACCGUGAGACAGUUGUUUUAAUGACAAGAAGUUACUUGAACAAACUUUCAAGUGUAGGAUCCGCAGAAAGCAAAACAGUGGCACCAGAAGCUACAACAGAGCGUGUUGAGACUCUGCCUGCAGGGUUCCUUCUAAUUGCUUGUGGUCUUAAGAAUGCUAAGCUGCGUUCAGAUUACCGUCACCGCUUGCUAUCUUUGUGCUCGGAUGUAGGGCUGGCUGCUGAGUCCAAAAGUGGAAGGAGUGGAGCUGAUUUCCUUGGGCCUUUACUUCCUGCUGUUGCUGAAAUAUGUUCUGAUUUUGAUCCAACUGUAGAUGUGGAACCUUCACUUUUGAAGUUAUUUCGCAACUUGUGGUUCUAUGUUGCUCUGUUUGGUUUAGCACCUCCCGUACAAAAAAUACAACAACCAAUAAAAUCAGUAUCCACUACAUUGAACAGUGUGGGUAGCAUGGGUACAAUUGCUCUACAAGCUGUUGGGGGACCAUACAUGUGGAAUACACAGUGGUCUUCUGCUGUCCAGCGAAUUGCUCAAGGAACUCCUCCUCUUGUUGUUAGUUAUGUGAAAUGGCUUGAAGAUGAGUUAGAGCUCAAUGCCCUUCACAACCCUGGCAGUCGUAGAGGGAGUGGCAAUGAGAAAGCUGCUGUAGCCCAAAGAACCGCGCUCUCUGCUGCUCUUGGAGGACGCGUUGAUGUUGGAUCAAUGAGCACAAUUUCAGGUGUAAAGGCUACGUAUCUUCUUGCUGUAGCAUUUUUGGAGAUUAUACGCUUCAGCAGCAAUGGUGGCAUCCUUAAUGGCAGCAUUGAGUUAACUGCUUCUAGAAGUGCAUUCAGUUGUGUAUUUGAGUACUUAAAAACUCCAAACCUUAUGCCUGCUGUAUUCCAAUGCUUAAUGGCAAUUGUCCAUCGUGCUUUUGAAACAGCAGUAUCAUGGCUGGAAGAUAGGAUAUCUGAAACAGGCAAGGAAGCUGAGGUCAGAGAGUUAACACUUUCUGCUCAUGCCUGUUUUCUUAUCAAAAGUAUGUCCCUGAGGGAGGAACAUAUUCGUGAGGUUGCGGUGAAUCUGUUGACUCAAAUUAGAGAUAGAUUCCCCCAGGUUUUGUGGAAUUCAUCAUGUUUCGAUUCCCUGCUGUUCUCAAUGCAUAAUGAUUCUCCUUCUACUGUUGUCAAUGAUCCUGCUUGGGUGGUGACUGUUCGUUCUUUAUACCAAAAAGUUGUUCGAGAAUGGAUCAUUAAAUCACUUUCCUAUGCUCCUUGCACUAGCCAGGGUCUUUUACAGGACAAACUUUGUAAGGCAAACACAUGGCAAAGAGCACAACACACAACAGAUGUGGUCUCUCUUCUAUCUGAGAUACGUAUUGGUACAGCAAAAAAUGAGUGCUGGACAGGCAUACGAACUGCAAAUAUCCCUGCUGUUAUGGCUGCUGCAUCAGCAGCAUCCGGAGCCAACUUAAAAUUGACAGAAGCCUUCAAUUUGGAGGUGCUCAGUACUGGAAUAGUCAGUGCAACGGUGAAGUGCAACCAUGCCGGAGAAAUUGCUGGCAUGAGAAGGUUGUAUAACAGUAUUGGUGGAUUCGAAUCUGGUAGUACACUGAGUGGUUUUGGACUUGGUGUUGGCCUCCAGAGGUUGAUAUCUGGAGCAUUUCCUCAACCUUCACAAGCUGAGGAUAAUUCAUUUAAUGGGAUGUUGCUGACCAAGUUUGUGCGUUUACUUCAAAAAUGUGUUAAUAUUGCAGAGAAAGGUGGGGAAGUGGACAAGGCACAAUUUCGGGAAACUUGUUCCCAGGCGACUGCAUUACUUUUAUCAAAUCUGGGAUCUGAUACAAAAUCAAAUGUAGAGGGAUUUUCACAACUUCUCCGUCUUCUCUGUUGGUGUCCAGCUUAUAUUUGUACCCAAGACGCAAUGGAAACUGGUGUUUUCAUUUGGACUUGGUUAGUUUCUGCUGCUCCUGAAUUGGGUUCUCUUGUCCUUGCGGAGCUUGUUGAUGCAUGGUUGUGGACGAUUGAUACAAAACGAGGUCUCUUUGCAUCUGAUGUUAAGUAUUCUGGGCCUGCUGCAAAAUUAAGGCCUCACCUUGCGCCUGGAGAGCCAGAGGGGCCACCUGAAAUUGAUCCUGUUGAACAAAUAAUGGCUCAUAGGCUAUGGCUUGGAUUUUUCAUAGACCGCUUUGAGGUAGUUCGACAUAAUAGUGUUGAGCAACUCUUGCUUCUUGGUCGAAUGUUACAAGGGACAACUAAGGUCCCAUGGAAUUUUUCACUGCAUCCUGCUGCCACUGGAACCUUUUUCACUAUUAUGCUUCUCGGUCUUAAGUUCUGCUCAUGCCAGUCGCAGGGAAAUCUGCUGAAUUUCAAAACAGGGCUGCAGCUGCUGGAAGACCGGAUUUAUCGUGCCUCAUUAGGUUGGUUUGCUCAUGCUCCUGAAUGGUAUGAUGUCAACAAUAUGAGUUUCGCCCAGAGCGAGGCUCAGUCCGUCGCUGUAUUUGUGGACUACCUUUCCAGUGAGCGGGUAGAUACAGCCCAAUCUGAUUCCAAGGGACGGGGACGUGAAAAUGGGAACAGUGUCGUUGAUGUGAAAGAUCAACAUCACCCUGUCUGGGGCCAGAUGGAGAACUAUGCCGCCGGAAGAGAAAAGAGGAAGUUGUUACUUCUAAUGCUAUGUCAGCAUGAGGCUGAUAGGCUGGAAGUUUGGGCUCAGCCCACAAAUUCAAAGGACAGCACUCCUUCUCGGCCUAAAAUUAGCUCAGAUAAAUGGAUUGAAUAUGCUAGGACUGCCUUCUCUGUGGAUCCUCGUAUAGCUUUAUCGUUGGCCUCAAGGUUCUCAACAAACACAUCCUUGAAGGCUGAAGUAACAAAUGUAGUUCAGUUGCAUAUAUUGGAUAUCCGUUGCAUUCCAGAAGCAUUGCCAUACUUUGUUACCCCGAAGGCGGUAGAUGAGAACUCUGUGCUUUUGCAACAGUUGCCACACUGGGCAGCUUGUUCCAUCACGCAAGCUCUUGAGUUCCUGACCCCUGCAUAUAAAGGGCAUCCACGUGUCAUGGCAUAUGUUCUUAGAGUUUUGGAAUCCUAUCCUCCAGAACGAGUAACAUUCUUCAUGCCACAGCUAGUUCAGGCUUUGCGAUAUGAUGAAGGGAGGUUGGUAGAAGGAUAUUUGCUUAGAGCAGCUCAGAGAAGUGAUGUAUUUGCCCAUAUUUUAAUCUGGCAUUUACAGGGUGAGGCAUCAGGACCAGAAUCAGGGAAAGAAGUUGGAUCUGGAAAGUCUUUUCAGAAUAGUUCCUUCCAAGCACUUUUGCCAAUCGUUAGGGAACGGAUUAUUGAUGGUUUCUCCCCAAAGGCAUUUGACUUGUUCAAAAGAGAGUUUGAUUUUUUCGACAAGGUCACAUCUAUUUCUGGUGUACUCUUUCCACUUCCCAAAGAUGAAAGACGAGCUGGCAUACGGAGAGAGUUGGAGAAAAUUGAAAUGGAAGGAGAAGAUCUCUAUCUACCAACAGCGCCAAACAAGCUUGUUAGGGGCAUUCAGGUAGAUAGUGGAAUUCCCUUGCAGUCAGCAGCCAAAGUUCCCAUCAUGAUUACGUUUAAUGUAGUUGAUCGGGAUGGGGAUCAUAAUGAUAUAAAACCACAAGCUUGCAUUUUCAAGGUUGGAGAUGAUUGUCGUCAAGAUGUUCUUGCUCUUCAAGUGAUUGCGCUUCUUAGAGACAUAUUUGAAGCAGUUGGACUUAAUCUUUAUUUGUUUCCUUACGGUGUACUCCCAACUGGUCCUGGAAGAGGUAUUAUUGAGGACUAUGGCCCUGUGGGAUCUCCCAGUUUCGAAGCCGCACGAGAGAACUUCAUCAUAAGCAGUGCUGGUUAUGCAGUUGCGAGCCUCUUACUUCAACCCAAGGACAGGCACAAUGGCAAUCUUUUAUUUGACAACGUGGGUAAACUUGUUCAUAUUGAUUUUGGUUUUAUUUUGGAAACUUCACCUGGUGGGAAUCUGCGGUUUGAAAGUGCACAUUUUAAGCUGAGCCAUGAAAUGACUCAACUACUAGACCCAUCGGGUGUUAUGAAGAGUGAGACCUGGCACCAAUUUGUGAGCUUGUGUGUGAAGGGAUACCUUGCCGCCCGCCGUUAUAUGGAUGGGAUUCUGAGCACGGUUCAGUUAAUGCUAGACAGUGGAUUGCCUUGCUUCAGCAGGGGCGAUCCGAUUGGGAAUCUUCGCAAGAGAUUUCAUCCCGAAAUGAACGAUCGCGAGGCAGCCAAUUUCAUGAUCCACGUCUGCACUGAUGCUUAUAACAAGUGGACCACUGCUGGGUACGACUUGAUACAGUAUCUGCAGCAGGGCAUUGAGAAGUAGAAGAAAUGUUCAGAGGUCGACUGCAUUUGUAAAUGAUCAUUAUUUGUAAGUGCUAUAAUUAUACGACGUUUUCUAAUAUAUACAGCUGCAAUUUUUCUGGGGGUUUCCGUGGUAGUGGUAGGUGAGGAUUGUAAAAACGGCAUAGAAUUCAAUUUGAGAGCCUUGUAUUCUAGAGGCGGGAUUCCUCGUGAGGUUUGUAAAAUUACAGGUUGUAGUUAUUAAUUAUUUAAAGGUUUUCGUGAGUUAAUUGUAUUGAUGCAAGGCAGUUCUACACGAAAAUUACAUCCAUAGCACAGUCUCUCCCUCUCUCUCUUUUGAAACGUUUAGUAAGACCCGCGUUUACAAAUUGUACUCGGA